Molecule: messenger RNA, 1937 nt
Organism: Paramisgurnus dabryanus
Lineage: Eukaryota; Metazoa; Chordata; Actinopteri; Cypriniformes; Cobitidae
Product: E3 ubiquitin/ISG15 ligase TRIM25-like
Molecular function (GO): zinc ion binding
Source: RefSeq, a predicted model, not a curated record
AAAUAAAUUGGUUCAUCAUUGCUUGACUGACGCAUAUGUACAUUGGCCUACUCUUUUAGUGCUCAUUAAGGAUGCGGUUUCGGACGCAGCCACUGUCUCUGUUACUUUCUUUAUGAGACUGACAUCUAGUGGACUCUUUAUUAUAUGACUGGAACUCAUGUUUGCACACGUUUCAUAACCAGAACCAGGAAGUUCUCGAGUUCAGGAAAACUGAAACAAAAUCGUUGUCAGGUUUUUGUAUGUUUCUUCUUUUCAAAAAUGGCAGAAGCCAGUGUUUCUUUGUUUCAGGAUCAAUUCAGCUGUUCAAUCUGUCUGGAUCUACUGAAGGAUCCUGUGACUAUUAACUGUGGACACAGUUACUGUAUGAGCUGUAUUACAGACUGCUGGGAUCAAGAUGAUCAGAAGAGAGACUACAGCUGCCCUCAGUGCAGACAGACCUUCGAUACAAGACCUGUUUUAGGUAAAAACACCAUGCUGGCUGAAGUGGUGGAGAUACUUAAGAAAACAAAACUACAAGCUGAUCGACCUGAUCACUGUUUUGCUAAACCUGGAGAUGUGAAGUGUGACGUCUGUACUGAGAGGAAACACAAAGCUGUCAAGUCCUGUCUGGUGUGUCUGAACUCUUACUGUCAAAAUCAUCUUGAACAACAUGAGAAAUUCUUCAAAGGCAAGAAGCACAACCUGAUAGAUGCCACUGGACGACUUCAGCAGAUGAUCUGCUCACAACAUGACAAAAUGCUUGAGAUUUACUGUCGUACUGAUCAGCUCUGUAUAUGUUAUCUGUGUAUGGUGGAUGAUCACAAUGAACAUAAGACUGUAUCAGCUGCGGCAGAGAGGACUGAGAAACAGAAAGAACUCAAGGAGACACAGAGAAAAUCCCAGCAGAGAAUCCAGGAGAGCCAGAAGAAGCUUCAGGAGCUGAGAGAUGCUGUGGAGACUCAUAAGCGCUCUGCACAGACAGCAGUGGACGACACUGAGAGGAUCUUUACUCAACUGAUCCAAACCAUUGAGAGAAGACGAUCUGAGGUGACACAGCUGAUCAGAGAUCAGGAAAAGACUGCAGUGAGUGAAGCUGAAUGACUCUUGAAGCGAUUGGAGCAGGAGAUUGAUGAUCUGAGGAGGAGAGACGCUGAGCUGGAGCAGCUUUCACACACAGAUGAUCACAUCCAUUUCCUCCAGAGUUUCCAGUCUCUCUCUGUUCCUCCUGGAUCUACAGACUCACUCAACAUCACUGUCAGUUCUCUCCUCUCUUAUGAUGAUGUAGUGAAAUCGGUGUCUCAUCUAAGAGAGAACCUGGAGGAUUUCUUCAAAAAGACAGAAAAGAUAUCUGACAGAGUUACCCUUGAACCCAAGACCAGGAAGGAGUUCCUACAAUAUUGUCAUCACUUCACUGCAGAUCCAAACACAGCACAUAAAUGGCUCUGUCUGUCUGAUGGGAACAGAGUGAUUACUAAUACUGGCAGAGUCCAGCAGUAUCCUGAUCAUCCCGACAGAUUUAAUAAAUACCAUCAGGUGUUGUGUAAUGAGAGUAUGAGUGAACGCUGUUACUGGGAGGUUGAAUGGAGUGGAAAUGUGCGAAUAUCAGUGUCAUAUAAGAGCAUCAGCAGGAAGGGAGGGGGUUAUGAGUGUUUGUUUGGAUUUAAUGAUCAGUCCUGGAGUUUGUGCUGCUCUGACGUCGGAUACACAUUCUGGCACAAUAGCGUUAGUAAAAAACUCUCUGGAAUCUCUGGAUCGUCUAGAAUAGGAGUGUAUGUGGAUCACAGUUCAGGAUCUCUGUCCUUCUACAGCAUCACUGACACAAUGACCCUCAUCCACAGAGUCAACACCACAUUCACUAAACCUCUCUAUCCUGGGUUUGUGGUUAUUAGUAAAUCAGUGAAACUGUGUAAUGUAACAAAAUAGAUCAUACAGAUAUUCUUCAAUUGAUAUUGUUAAAA